Arachis stenosperma is the source of this 2626-nucleotide messenger RNA. Its product is annotated as transcription factor bHLH74-like. The coding region runs from base 848 to 2125 and encodes 425 amino acids. Gene Ontology annotation, cellular component: nucleus. The transcript is spliced from 8 exons. Gene Ontology annotation, molecular function: DNA-binding transcription factor activity; protein dimerization activity. Gene Ontology annotation, biological process: regulation of DNA-templated transcription. Lineage: Eukaryota; Viridiplantae; Streptophyta; Magnoliopsida; Fabales; Fabaceae. The record is from RefSeq and is a predicted model, not a curated record.
ACCUACCAACUGUUUGUGAAAUUGUUUGUUCUUGGUCUUUGUAGUAUUUGAUAGUCUGCAGUGUUGAUAGAGACAUAAAACACAAUCCUGUCCCUUUCAGAUUUUUCACACCAGUCAUGGCACUGAUUUGAUUUUGAUUUAUGAGUUUGGUGCCUUUUGGUUCUUUCUUUCUUCCUUGUUCUUGUUCGUCUUGUACUUGGAUUCCCAUCAUAGAGGUUUCAAAUUUUCAAUAGCUCCUCAUUUCCUAUCUAUCUCUCUUGCAUCAAACCUAAGAAAGAAAAUUAGUACUACUUGUUGGAGAGAUUCUUCAAUUCAAAGUUGUUUCCCAAGAAAUGCAUUAACAUCAAUCACAUUGGUCUGAAUUUCUGGAGAUCUUAGUAGUCGUUAUUGUUGCUUGGAGCACAAAGAAGAGAAGGAAAAAAAAGGGAAUCUGCUUUAACUUGCUGAAGUUUUGAUGAGCUGUGUAAUGAGCUAAUCCCAUUGUUAUGUUCCCUUUAUGCUCUUAACACUGAAAGGUUUCACCUUUUCUUGUCUCUGAGAACCAUUGUGUAGUUUGGAGGAAAAAAAAAAGGUAAUAACAAUAACAAGCUUGGUGGCUUAACUGAGUUAUAAGAUUAUAUUCCCUUUCACUUUUAUUCUUUAACUUUAACUUCCUCUCUCAGUCCUAUAAAGCUGCCAAGCUAUUUGUUCCUUGUUUAGUCCUGCAAGAUAUCUCUCUAUAUCCAACUUAGUCAAAAUUCUCUUUCCCCUUUAAUCAUUUCCAAUUGUUUACUUCCUCCUUCUGCGAAAUCAUAUAUAGAUAUCAUCAUCAUAUGAUCAAAUUGGUUGAUAUUUAUAUAUAACUGAGAUGGGGGGUCAUGAGAAUGCAAUGGGGUUUCAUCAUGGAAAUGAGAGCAUUCUGACAAAUAAUGUUAAUGUCUCAGAAAUGGAUAUGAGUUCUUCUAUGUCAUUGGCUAAGUCUUCUUCUUCAGAUGUUGUUGUACCUAAUAGUAACCCUUUUCUUGCUUCUUCUUCUUCUUGGGAUCCAAUUGUUUCCUUAAGCCAAUCUCAAACUUUUGGAGGGUCAUCAAUGGUUACUACUCACAAUAGUGAUUUUGGAAAUUCCUCAUCUUACCCUUUUGUUCAAUAUAUGUCUGACUCAACCAAUCUUGAGGGCAUUAUGGUCCACAAAAUUCCAUCUUUUGGUAGUGGAAACUUCUCAGAAAUUGUUGGAUCCUUUUGUCAAGAAGGGUCUUCUGAUAUACCUAACAUGGGGUUUAGACCAAGUUAUAAUCAUGGCAAUGAUGCUGGAACCGAAAGAGCUACAAUGAAUGAACAAUCUCAGGUUGAGGACUCAAUUACUGAAGAUGGUGCACCAGGAACUGCACCUAGUGGAAAUCGAAGAAAGCGCAUGCUUGAUCAUGAUUCUUCUUUCAGUCCAAACAAGAAUGCUGGUGGCGAUGAACUGAAAGACUCUCCAAGGACGAUAUCUGAUGGUGCUAAAGAACACGAAAAGAAGGCGAAAGUCGAGCAGAAUGUGAGUGCUGAUUUGCGAGGCAAGCAACCAGCAAAGCAAUCAAAAGAAAAUUCUCCAAGUGGAGAAGCUCCUAAAGAAAAUUUCAUCCAUGUGAGAGCAAGAAGGGGUCAAGCUACAAACAGUCACAGCCUUGCAGAAAGGGUGAGAAGAGAAAAGAUUAGUGAGAGAAUGAGAUUGCUCCAAGAACUUGUUCCAGGGUGCAACAAGAUAACUGGCAAAGCAGUAAUGCUGGAUGAGAUUAUAAACUAUGUGCAGUCACUGCAGCAACAAGUUGAGUUUUUGUCCAUGAAACUUGCCACAGUGAACCCGGAACUGAAUUUUGACGUAGAACGGAUCCUGUCGAAGGAAAUUCUUCAAUCGCGCUUAGGACAUGGAAUUGUUGGAUAUGGUGUUGGUAUGAGCUCCCCUCACCCAUUCUCCAAUGGAAGUUUUCAAGGAAACAUGGCUGGCAUGCCUAGUACAUCAACACAAUUCCCUCCUUUGCCUCAGGGUGUUUUGGAUCAUGAGUUCCAAAGUCUUUAUGGAAUGGGGUAUGAUCCUAAUACAGCACUUGACAAUUUGGGACCAAAUGUGUCAUGUUUAUCAGGAAGAUUGAAAACAGAAUUAUAGUGUGUGGAACAAUUAGGCCAUGACUCUUCGACACAUCGGAAUCUUCCGUUCGACUGCACAACUAUUUAACUGAAGUUCAAAGGAAGGGAAAAAAAAUGGGGGGGGGGGGGGAGAAAAAAUAAAGUUCUUUUAGUUGUAUAGGAUCCUUUUUUUUAAUACCUAACUAUUGGCUCUUCGAAUUUUUAGAAGAAGAUGACUUGUUAGAUUUUGUGUUGUUUGGAAGGAAGGAAAAAGAAAUGAUAGUUACACAUAUAUUGUGUAAUUUAAGAACAAGUUGAAGUGGUGUUAGUCUAAUGAUGACUUGGAGGGCAAGUAAUUUGAGGAGCAUAUAUUGGAGUAGUAGUAAAAAGUGUGUGCAACUAAUAACUAUAAUUAUUACUCUUAUGAAAUGUUAUUGUAUAGAGUUGCAAGGCUUUGGAAAUUUUUGGAGCUCAAUAUUUGCUUCAAUUUGUGUUGGAGAUGUUAGAUAUAAUGUGUACUCUUGUUUUUUUGUAAUGGUUU